UCUAAACUCUAAAGUCUCUCUCCUCUUUCCCCAUUUUCAGCCAGUAGCCAUUAGAGCUCCGAUUGAAGCUCCAUUACCAAACCUUCACUUACCCAAUUACCAAAGCUUAAAUCUUUAAUCCAUAAUCAUUUGAUUGAAUAAUGCAAAAGAAGAUGAAGUUUUGAAAAGUAGCAUCUCUUUUGCAAUUGAAGCUCCAAUGAAUCACACAAGAACAAUCUGCAAAUACGCAAUUUCAUCAAGGAUUCUUCUCCUAACCCUAAUUAUUUUAUGGAGAUCUCUUCUCAGUCCUUAUGAUACUUCUGCAUCUAUAAACCCUAAUUGCCUUUCUGAUUCUUCCCGAUCAACAAAACCCCCAAUUUUAUUCCCUUCAAUUGCUUCCGCCAUUGAAGAAAGCAUUGUUUGGGAUUCAGUCUUCUUCGUUCGAAUUGCUGAAUGCGGUUACGAGUACGAGCAGUCUUACGCCUUCUUCCCUCUCUUUCCCAUCCUCAUUUUCCUACUUUCUAAUUCAGUUUUCCUGCCGUUGAUUUCGGUAAUCGGGUAUAGAGCUGUGCUGGGAUUGUCUGGUUAUGUGAUCAGCAAUGUUGCCUUUGUCUUUGCUGCACUAUCUUUAUACAGGCUUUCGGUGGUCAUUUUAAAGGAUCGGAAUGCAUCUCUGUGUGCAUCUAUCUUGUUCUGCUUCAAUCCAGCUUCGAUAUUUUACUCAUCAAUUUAUUCGGAAAGCUUGUAUGCUCUACUAUCAAUUGGUGGUAUGCAUCUUUUGAUGUCUGGGGUAAACAAUGUUCCUGCUCUAUUGUUUGCGCUCUCUGGUUCUGCAAGGUCGAAUGGAGUGCUUAAUGGUGGAUAUUACGGUUUUAAGGCCCUGCACCAGUCUUAUUAUGCCAUGUAUGUGAAGAAGCGUGCUAAUUUGGUUCUACAGAUUCUUUUUGCAGGAGCAUUGCGGUGUAUAUGUGUUUUCAUUCCCUUCCUUGCAUUUCAAGCUUAUGGCUAUUAUAAUAUCUGCCAUGGACGCAAUCCAGAUGAAAUGAGGCCUUGGUGCAAAGCAAAGAUUCCUUUGUUAUAUGGUUUUAUCCAGAGUCAUUACUGGGGUGUUGGCUUUUUGCAGUAUUUCCAAUUUAAGCAGCUACCAAAUUUUCUGCUCGCAUCUCCUGUGCUAUCUUUGGCAAUUUGCUCAAUUAUUUCUUACUUGAAAGCUGAUCCAGAGAACUUCUUUUCACUUGGUUUUAGAGCAGCAUUAAAGAAAAACAAUGCAGCUUCUUUUCUCUUCUCUAGAGAGGAAGAGCCAGUGGAAGAUGAUAAUCACUCUGCUGCAAACGAAGAGCCUACAAAUGUGAGGCGACGACCAAAGUCCGUGACAGUUGAAAGAUCUGCGUUUCCUAAAGAGAAUCAGGUCUCAGUUAAAUCUGGAUACUAUUCGGCAAGUGUGAUUCCUUACAUUAUUCACUUGAGCUUCAUGGCUGCCACGGCCUUCUUUGUCAUGCAUGUUCAGGUUGCAACUCGGUUUUUAUCUGCUAGUCCGCCUCUCUACUGGUUUGCCUCUUGCUUGAUGACUUCUUGUGGAAAGAGUUGGCGAUGGGCACAGUUGAUAUGGGCAUAUGCUGCCUUGUACAUACUCCUUGGUAGUCUGCUUUUUUCAAAUUUCUAUCCAUUUACUUAAACAUUAAGGAGGUAUUAAGGUCAUUUAUACUCGUGGAAAUUUUAACAAUAGUAAUUAAAUUUUGGAAUGUAAUUUUGUGCGUCAUUUUUAUA
This is a messenger RNA of Chenopodium quinoa (quinoa), 1746 nucleotides long. RefSeq names its product GPI mannosyltransferase 2-like. Gene Ontology annotation, cellular component: endoplasmic reticulum membrane; mannosyltransferase complex. The record is from RefSeq and is a predicted model, not a curated record. Lineage: Eukaryota; Viridiplantae; Streptophyta; Magnoliopsida; Caryophyllales; Amaranthaceae. The transcript has 8 exons. Bases 197 to 1654 code for a protein of 485 amino acids. Gene Ontology annotation, molecular function: alpha-1,6-mannosyltransferase activity; GPI mannosyltransferase activity. Gene Ontology annotation, biological process: GPI anchor biosynthetic process.